This is a messenger RNA of Lagopus leucura (white-tailed ptarmigan), 8400 nucleotides long. RefSeq names its product ras GTPase-activating protein nGAP-like. Gene Ontology annotation, biological process: regulation of GTPase activity. NCBI's taxonomy places the organism in Eukaryota, Metazoa, Chordata, Aves, Galliformes, Phasianidae. The record is from RefSeq and is a predicted model, not a curated record.
AUGGAGGCGGCCCCCGCGGCGGGCGAGCCGGCGGCCUGGGCGGCCGAGGCGCUGGCGGAGCCGGAGCUGGGCUCGGACGAGCUGGAGGCGGCGGGAGGAGCGCUGGACCGCGUCCUGCUGGACUCGGUGUGCCAGCAGCAGGGCUGGGUCCGCGUCUACGAUGUAAAAGGACCACCUACACACAGGCUGUCCUGCGGCCAGUCCCCCUACACCGAAACAACGACAUGGGAGAGGAAGUACUGCAUCCUGACUGACAGCCAGCUGGUGCUGCUCAACAGGGAGAAGGAGGUGCCCACCGAGGGGUUGCAGGAACCUCAGGAUGCCACCAAAGGCCGCUGCCUGCGCCGCACGGUGAGCGUGCCCUCCGAGGGCCAGUUCCCUGAGUACCCACCAGAUGGGGCCUCCAAGCUGGAGGUCCCAGCAGAGAGAUCUCCUCGCAGACGGAGCAUCUCCGGGACCAGCACAUCUGAGAAAACCAACUCCAUGGAUGCUGCAAAUACCUCUCCUUUCAAAGUAUCGGGCUUCUUCAGUAAACGUCUGAAAGGGUCCAUCAAGAGGACAAAGAGUCAGUCAAAGCUGGACAGGAACACAAGUUUCCGCCUCCCAUCACUCCGCAAUGCUGAUGACAGAUCACGUGGGCUGCCGAAGCUGAAGGAGUCCCGCUCCCAUGAGUCCCUGCUGAGCCCCGGCAGCGCAGUGGAGGCCCUGGACCUUGGGGCAGAAGAAAAGGUCUUUGUAAAGCCCCUGCACAGCAGUAUCCUUGGACAGGACUUCUGCUUUGAGGUAACCUACUCCAGCGGCAGUAAAUGCUUCAGCUGUUCCUCUGCUGCAGAGAGGGAUAAGUGGAUGGAAAACCUACGCAGAACUGUGCAGCCAAAUAAGGACAACUGCCGCCGAGCUGAAAAUGUGCUCCGUCUCUGGAUCAUUGAGGCAAAGGACCUGGCCCCCAAGAAGAAAUACUUCUGUGAGCUGUGCCUUGAUGACACUCUCUUUGCCCGCACCACCAGCAAAACGAAAGCAGAUAACAUUUUCUGGGGAGAGCACUUUGAGUUCUACGGUCUCCCAGCUCUUCACAGCAUCACGGUUCACAUCUACAAGGAUGUGGAGAAGAAAAAGAAAAAGGACAAAAACAAUUACGUCGGCUUGGUCAACAUUCCCAUGGCCACUGUAACGGGUCGCCAGUUUGUGGAAAAAUGGUACCCAGUCAGCACACCUACACCCAACAAAGGGAAAUCAGGAGGACCUUCCAUUCGCAUCAAGUCGCGUUAUCAGACCAUCACCAUCUUACCCAUGGAGCAAUACAAGGAGUUUGCAGAGUUUGUUACCAGCAACUACACGAUGCUGUGCUCCGUGCUGGAGCCAGUCAUCAGUGUAAGGAAUAAGGAAGAGAUGGCUUGUGCAAUGGUGCAUAUUCUUCAGAGCACGGGGAGAGCUAAGGACUUCUUAACGGAUCUGGUGAUGUCUGAGGUAGAUCGCUGUGGGGAGCACGACGUCUUGAUCUUCAGGGAGAACACACUUGCUACCAAAGCUAUUGAGGAAUACCUGAAGUUGGUAGGGCAGAAGUAUCUCCACGAUGCGUUAGGGGAGUUUAUCAAGGCUUUGUAUGAGUCAGAUGAAAACUGUGAAGUGGAUCCCAGCAAAUGUUCAUCCAGUGAAUUAACAGACCAUCAGAGCAACCUGAAAAUGUGUUGUGAGCUGGCCUUCUGCAAGAUUAUCAAUUCCUACUGCGUGUUCCCUCGUGAGCUGAAGGAGGUGUUUGCAUCUUGGAAGCAGCAGUGCCUGAGCAGGGGCAAGCAGGAUAUCAGCGAGCGGCUGAUCAGUGCCUCCCUGUUCCUCCGCUUCCUGUGCCCCGCCAUCAUGUCCCCCAGCCUCUUCAGCCUCAUGCAGGAGUAUCCCGACGACCGGACAUCGCGAACGCUCACACUUAUUGCUAAAGUCAUUCAGAAUCUCGCCAAUUUUGCUAAGUUUGGUAACAAGGAAGAGUACAUGGCUUUCAUGAACGACUUUCUGGAACAUGAGUGGGGGGGAAUGAAGCGAUUUCUCCUGGAGAUCUCUAAUCCAGAUACCAUCUCAAACAUGCCUGGAUUUGAGGGCUAUAUCGACCUGGGCAGAGAGCUCUCAGUUUUGCAUUCCCUCUUAUGGGAGGUUGUGUCCCAACUUGAUAAGGGUGAAAAUUCCUUCCUACAGGCGACCGUGGCAAAACUGGGACCUCUUCCUCGUAUUCUUGCUGACAUCACCAAAUCAAUGACCAACCCUACGCCAAUACAGCAGCAGCUGAGGCGUUUCACUGAGCACAGCUCUAGUCCAAACGUCAGUGGCAGUCUCUCCUCAGGGCUUCAGAAGAUAUUCGAGGACCCCACUGAUGGUGACUUACAUAAACUGAAGUCUCCAACCCAGGAAAACAUAGAUGGAUAUUUCAGGGGCAAGACCUUGCUGUUGGUUCAGCAGGCGUCCACCCAGAGCAUGACUUACUCAGAUAAGGACGAAAGAGAGAGCAUCUUGCCCAACGGACGUAGCAUCUCCCUCAUGGACCUGCAGGAUCCCCACACCACUCACAGCGACCACGCUUCCAUGAUGCACGACGUGCCUUUGCGCUUGGCCGGCAGCCAGCUCUCCAUCACCCAAGUGGCAAACAUCAAGCAGCUGUGGGAGACUCAGAGCACCCCCCAAAGCGCACCCCAGGUGAGGAGGCCGCUGCACCCAGCUUUGAACCAGCAGGGCAGCCUCCAGCCUCUGUCAUUCCAGAACCCGGUGUACCACCUCAACAACCCACCCGCGCCCAUGCCCAAGGCCUCCGUGGACUCCAGCUUGGAGAACCUGAGCACCGCCAGCUCCCGGAGCCGAAGCAACAGCGAAGACUUCAAGCUCAGCGGGCCCAGCAACAGCAGCAUGGAGGAUUUCACCAAGCGCAGCACACAGAGCGAGGACUUCUCUAGGCGGCACGCGGUCCCAGAUAAGCACGUCCCCAUCGCCUUGCCCCGCCAGAACAGCAGCAGCCAGGCGCAGAUCCGCAAAAUGGACCAGGCUGGCUUAGGGGCCAGGGCCAAAGCGCCGCAGUCGCUGCCGCACAGCGCAUCCCUGCGCAGCACGGGCAGCAUGUCGGCUGUGUCGGGGGCUGUGGUGACUGAGCCCGUCCAGAACGGCAGCCGCUCCCGGCAGCAGUCCUCGUCCUCUAGGGAGAGCCCUGUCCCGAAGGUGAGGGCCAUUCAGAGGCAGCAAACGCAGCAGGUCCAGUCGCCUGUGGACUCGGCCACAAUGUCACCAGUGGAAAGGACAGCAGCGUGGGUCCUCAAUAACGGGCAGUAUGAGGAAGUGGAGGAGGACACGGAGCAGAACCCAGAUGAAGCCAAGCAUGCCGAGAAGUACGAACAAGAGAUAGCAAAGCUGAAGGAACGCUUGAAAGUGUCGAGCCGCCGACUGGAAGAGUACGAGCGGCGGCUCCUGGUGCAGGAGCAGCAAAUGCAGAAGCUGCUGAUGGAGUACAAGUCCAGGCUGGAGGACAGCGAGGAGAGACUGCGCAGGCAGCAGGAGGAGAAGGACAGCCAGAUGAAAAGCAUUAUCAGCAGGCUCAUGGCAGUUGAAGAGGAACUGAAGAAAGAUCAUGCAGAGAUGCAAGCUGUCAUCGAUGCAAAGCAGAAAAUUAUUGAUGCACAGGAGAAGCGGAUCGUGUCCCUGGACUCUGCCAACACGCGGCUGAUGAGUGCCCUGACGCAGGUGAAGGAGCGCUACAGCAUGCAAGUCCGCAAUGGCAUCUCCCCCACCAACCCCACCAAGCUUUCCAUCACGGAGAAUGGUGAAUUCAAAAACAGCAGCUGCUAACUGGGCAGACGCUGCCGGCCAUCUUCCCAGGAGAAGGGCAGGAGGGAGCGGACUCGAGAAACUCCACCGACGGCCCCUCUUCCCCGCCAGGUUUACAUGUUGCUGCUAAUAAAAAGAAAAUAAGAACGAACUCUGAACGGUGGGCUUUAAUUCCCCACUCGAGGCCAGGAGAAUCGGGCUCCCGAGAACAAGUCCUUCCAUAUCACUGUGUAAAUAGGGGGAGCUCUGGGUCAUGUACAGAAAACGCCAAUGUAAAAUACCAAAAGGAAGUGAAUACUGUAGAUUUUUUUUAAUUAUUGCUAUUAUUAUUAUUUUUUUUUUCCCUCUUGUUGAAAGCACUGCAGUCCUUGGAGAAGGAAGAGGGGAGUGUGAGUGCAUGUGUGUUGUGGGUGAGAGAGCUGAGCUGUGGGUUACAUUAGAUAGUAGCUGUAUAUAUCAGGCUGACUGAUGCAAGUGCAUGAAUGGAGUGAAAUAGCAGUGAAAUGAAUUCUGUAACAGAACUCAUCCUCUGAUUUUAUCCCUCUCUUCUCUAGUUGUCCUUUAUCCGAAUGCCAACUCAAUAGCAAAUGUUUUAGCAAGAAAAUUGGCUCUUGCUGGCUCCUGUACCCGCUUUUGGUGGGGCUCCAGCAAAAACCAAAAUUCUGAGCAAGGUAAAAUCUAGGGGCAGCAAUCUUGUCUCCUUGCAUUUGUACAGUCAAGCUUCCCAGCAAACAGACAGAGGGAAUCUGCAGUUUUCAAGGUAGGAUUCUUUUUACCCUCGUUGUAAUGCAAUUUGUAUUUUCUGUUUUGGGAAUUCACAGACCUGUAAAUACUUUUUUUUUUUUUUUUUUUUUAAAUAAUUUCAAUCCAGUCUUUACUUUGUGCACCAUGCAGCGACACCCUGAGUUAUUCCCUGCACUCCAUCAGGAGCAACCAGGUCAAUGUUCUGAGGAAAGGGCUAACCAAAGGGCGCCCGUGCCCAGCCAGUAGAGUUCUGUCUGCAAAACUUCAGUUUUCCUGGCAGAUCUCUUCAACUCUGUCCUGUUCACUUGCACUGUUUCAGCCACCAGCUUAGUCAGUUUAGUUCCAGUUAAAGGCAAGAGCUUCCAUUUCCACUGAAAUUUGCCUUUCUCUGGAUAUUUUUAAGGGUUUUGUUUCAGAGUUCUUUACACUCUUAUUUUUCUUAAGGAAUUUUGACUUAGCUUUCAUCUCUAAUUAUUUUCAGUUGCAUUUCGUAGAAGCAUAUUUACAGGCUGUAUGUCAGUGCGUGUAUCAUUACAAGUACAAAGUGACCUUCUCGUAGCAGACUGUCAGCUGGUAAGAGAUAAACAACAAAUGGCACAGUACUGUCAGUUCUCAUGAUUUCACGCCCCCAUACUUACUUUGAGGUCCUCCUGGAAGACUGAAGUCAAGAGGUGUUUGGGUUAUGGGUGCCCUGGGUGCCCUGGGUUAUGUCUAGCAAAAAGGAACAAGCCAAUGAGAUGAAUGUGGGGGUACCUGCCUGAAAUUGUGUAGCCUGGGCCAAGGAGGAGGUCAGAGCUGAUUAUCCUUCCUGGCCUCAGUUUAUGAUUCUCUAGAAUUGUACUACAUUAAAAAUGUAGAGGUUUCUAAGUCAGUUCCAUAACUGCUUGAAAUGGGCCCGCGUUGCCCUGAACAUGAAGGACUGGCAAUACAGAGGCUUCAAAUUCAGUGGCUGUUGUGGAGUUUGUUUGUUGUUUGCAAAUAAAUUAAUCUCUGUGGGCAAACUUGUAACACAGUUUGUAACACAGAACAUUAACUGUUCUACCUUGGUUAUGGUGAGUUGAGAUGCUGAAGUUAAACACUGUCAUACAAGUAUGUUACAUUUCUAACCAUAGGUACAUAGAGACCACAUGCCCUGCACUGUAAGAAGGAAAAUGCUUUCACUUACAUCUGAAGGAGACCUGUCUGCAGUGAGUUGGGGUUUAUCCUCAGUGCUCAGCUCUUUCCAAUCGAAGCCUCUCUCUGCCUGCCAAAUGUGACUUGGUCCUAUAGGCCCAAUGCAUCCUUGUCCACUUCUUGGUGCUCAGUAGUGAUUUCUUUUCAGUACUUUCAGGAUUGUCUUCCUUCUCUGGGUCACCACUGACUCUGAUUUGAUCCUCCAAGUGUGCCCUUCCAUUCUCUCUCCUUUCCUUCCUCCUCUGUGCAUCACAGCCAUAGGCACUCUAUCCAGUGUCUUGUGAGUAGCUCUUUUACAAGAGCAACCCCUUUUUCAGUUGAGUAUUUGUGUGUGAUUUGCAUCUCCCCUUUGCUGUGUGCUGUAAUUUCACAGCUGUGUCCUGGGAAGUUUGUUCCCAAAAGUAGCCUUUGCAGGUAGACAUGCGUAUUGCUCAUUUAACAUGCAGUGCAGACCAUAGGGGUGCUGUGUCACUGAGACAGAAGAGCAAGAAGUCACGUGAAUGCAUUGACUAGAGCAAGGCAGAAGCAGGUAUGUUAUUCUGACAGCAUUUGUCUAACAUGAAUUUGAGAAAUGCAUUGCACCAGAACUCCCCACCUUUCCAGUCUUCCAUCAGACAUUGCUGCCUGAACCGUACGGUUCAGUGCUGUAGACUCCAAGAAAUCCACUUUGGUUUCUGCAGAAAAAUGCAAUAGUGGCAACAUUUUAGUCCUGGUUUCUAUAGAGGGGAAAUGAUACCUGUUGAUACAUGAGCUAUUUGGGGUGUAUCAUUCUGAAUAAUGUACCUUCUUGUGUGCAUUUCUUAAGCUUAUGGACUGGGAAGAGCUGCUGUUCUGAAAGAAUGUGACCCAUGCUAUCAUCCUCGCAGCUUGUUGCUAUUCAAUUCUAUUUCUUUUAAUUGCUAUUAAUUCAAUUUCUACCCCAAAGUGCAAAAUGUACUCCUCUAUCUCCUUGUACAGAGGAGAAGCUGCCCGUUGGCCCGAAAGGGGGUGAAGGUUGUGGACUCGCAAUGCUGCAAACUGAAAUUGAUGAGCUACAGUACAAAAUGUUAUGUUCCUGAGUUCUGCAGGCAGCUGUCUCUCCUAAUUUGUCACCAAGCAGCUUUCUAGAGAAAUUUUAAGCUACUUUAAGCUGACAGUAUGUGAAAAUGCCAGCUUCUGUUCUGUCCGGUCUGAUAAAAUUCAAGUGGUACUGAACCACGUGGCAGCCAAAAAGCUCUGCCUCUUUUGAAACAAGAACCCUACCUGGCCCCAUCUCAUUCUUUCUGUGACUAACAGCCAGUGGGUCUCUGCAGCAAUAAGUGAGAAGGUAAACAGUGGAAAAAUGUGAGUGGAAAAAUGAUAAGCAUUAUAGACUGUGGUUCAUACAUCCAGCAAAUUGAUCAGGCUUUGCUAAUGCUAUUGCGAGCAACUGCUGCUGUCAUUUAGAAACAGCUAAGUAAUAAAAUGUAAUAAGCUGUCAGAGUAAUACUCCUGUAUUUCUAGGUGUGGGGCAGGAAAGCUUCCCAUCUCAGUCCUUGUUGGCCAUCACUCAUUGCUGUUCUAGGACACUUCCCAGACCACAGAGCCACUCAGAACGGAGCAAGCACAGCCAUGUCCUGUGAAUGCCCGUUCUUUGCAGCUCAAGGAGUUCUCACCUUUUUGUAAGGGAAAUAGGCACAGUUCACAUCCAGAAGUACCAGUUGUGAUAUCCCUGGUGCGUUGGAAAUGGGCAGCUACAUGUCAAAGCACAGAUUCACACAGCUCCUCUUCUUACAGCUUUUAUUUGCAGUGGAAUAAAUUUAAGCAGAUCCAGAGCAGCAUGGAAAGGGAUGUGUAUGCUUUCCAGUUAGAGAAUAUGAAGGGUGACAGUCAUAAAUUCUGUGUCCGUCCAUCAGAGAAAUGGAUUUUACUCUCUGUUCUUGCAGUUGCUUUGGGUUGGCUUAGGCUUUUUUUUUUUUUCCACCAUAUAUUAAUUUCAUGUUUUAAUGCUUUCUUUAACCACCAGCUUUUAACUUCAUCUGCAAACUCAAUGAUUGAAGUCAGUCGGUUUUAUAGCAGUGCCUGUGGAGUGUGCCAGCAGUGUCUGUGUGCUCAGAUUGCCGUGUGUGUAUGAAUUCUGCUUGUGUUCUGCAAAAUGUCUGUGUCGUUUCUGGAGAACAAGUCCUGUCUGAGUUGAACCAUUCAGUGUAAGUAAUAAUAAAAUCUUGCAUUAGCGUGGUCAGCCACAGGUAUCCAGCUGAGCAUGACAGAGCAAAAGGGUUAAAUUUAGGCUGAUGCUCUGGGGUGUUUCCUUCCCUACAGUCAGCUGGCUCCCAGGAGAGAGAGCUUAUCAUUGCAGGUCAUGGCUGCCAGGAAUCCUACCUGUAAAAAUAGAUUUUCUGUCUCAAGGGCCUUAAUAAGAAUGUUAUUACACAGAACUGUUUUGCAAUGAUAGCUCUAAAUAAUUUAUUUUUUAUUUUGACAAAGUACACCUUAAGAAGUAAUAAACUUGUUUUUUCAAGCCGUAUUUUUAUGCUAGUAGCACUGGACUGUUUGGUCUCUGAGAUCCAUUUCUGCAUUUCAUUGCCUGGGUUUGUUCUAAAGAAGAUUUAUUUUUGUUCUGUGAAUAAUUUUUGAAGGUUCUUGUAAUAUGUACAGAUAUAGAUACAUUUGAGGUCUUUUAUUGAUAUUCCUACAAAGAAUACAAAUAAACUUUAACUUUAAACA